Molecule: messenger RNA, 2394 nt
Organism: Chanos chanos (milkfish)
Lineage: Eukaryota; Metazoa; Chordata; Actinopteri; Gonorynchiformes; Chanidae
Gene: dapk3
Product: death-associated protein kinase 3
Exons: 9
Coding region: 123-1484 (453 amino acids)
Biological process (GO): protein phosphorylation; intracellular signal transduction; positive regulation of apoptotic process
Cellular component (GO): nucleus; cytoplasm
Molecular function (GO): protein serine/threonine kinase activity; ATP binding
Source: RefSeq, a predicted model, not a curated record
CUGAAGUCCAGCCUCCUGAAAGCGCCGCAACCGGAAAAAAGCUGGAAUACUCACAUAGGAAUGCGGGGAUCCUGGAAAUAAAACUUGGCUGAACCUUUGACUGACUUCUCGGGCAGUUCAACAUGGCUGUCUUCAGACAAGAAGAUGUUGAAGUCUAUUAUGAAAUGGGAGAGGAGUUGGGAAGUGGGCAGUUUGCCAUUGUGCGAAAAUGCAAAGAGAAAAGCACAGGCCAUGAAUACGCCGCCAAGUUCAUCAAGAAGCGUCGUCUGUCCUCCAGUCGGCGGGGAGUGAGUCGUGAAGAGAUUGAACGUGAGGUGAACAUCCUGCGAGAGAUCCAGCACAGUAACAUCAUCACGCUCCACGACAUCUUUGAAAAUAAGACCGACGUGAUCCUGAUCCUGGAGCUCGUCUCUGGAGGGGAGCUCUUUGACUUCUUGGCCGAGAAAGAGUCUCUUACAGAGGAGGAGGCCACGCAGUUCCUUAAGCAGAUCCUGGAUGGUGUGCAUUACCUUCACUCCAAACAAAUUGCACACUUUGACCUGAAGCCAGAAAACAUAAUGCUGCUGGACAAGAAUGUUCCAAACCCCAGAAUCAAGCUGAUUGAUUUUGGGAUUGCACAUCAGAUAAAGGCUGGAAAUGAGUUUAAGAACAUAUUUGGAACCCCAGAGUUUGUUGCUCCAGAAAUAGUGAAUUAUGAGCCUCUUGGUCUAGAAGCAGACAUGUGGAGUAUUGGUGUGAUCACAUAUAUACUGCUAAGUGGAGCCUCUCCAUUCCUUGGUGAGACCAAACAAGAAACGCUGACUAAUAUUUCAGCCGUCAAUUAUGACUUCGAUGAAGAGUAUUUCAGCAAUACAAGUGAGCUUGCCAAAGACUUCAUUCGCCGAUUACUGGUGAAAGAUCCCAAGAAGAGAAUGACAAUUCAGGACAGUUUGGAGCACCCUUGGAUCAAGGUUAUCAAAAGGCGAAACGUGCGGCAGGAGGACAGUGGCCGAAAGCCUGAGCGUCGGCGCCUGAAGACCACCCGUCUCAAGGAGUACACCAUCAAGUCUCACUCGAGCAUGCCGCCCAACAACACCUACAUCAACUUUGAGCGAUUCUCACGGGUGAUGGAGGAGAUCGCGGCGGCAGAGGAAGGACUUCGGGAGCUGGAGCGGAACCAGCGUUCCUGUCGCGAAGACGUGGCGGCCUUGCUCUCCAUCUUCGAAGAGAAAGAGGGCUGGUACAAGGAGGAGAACGAGAGCAUCGAGAACGAACUGGCCCACGUCCGACAGGAGCUUCAGCGCUCUCAGGCCCAGCGUCGGCAGAGCCAGGAAGAGGCCCGUUCCGCCACGCUGUCUGCCAACGCCCUCAAACGCAAGUUUGGCCGUCUGGAAAACCGCUACGACGUCCUGGCCGAGCAGGUGGCAUCCGAGGUGCGCUGGGUGGAGGAGUUGAUAAGGUCCAUCUCCAGUGAGAAAGACACCCAGAGUAUCAGCAUACCUUGAUUCGGUUCAGUUGUUUGACAUUACCAAAUACUAUGUCAAAUAUCAUACAAGACAGCUGAUUAGCCAUGUAUACGGCGUUCCCUAUGGCUAUAACGUUUCACAGUGACUAUGUUAUGUUCUUAUAUGCAUAUCUAUCUUAAUAAGACAACCAGCAAUGCAAAGAAUAUUUAUCACUCGACCAGGGAUUGAAUGUUUAGCUUGCGCAUUGAGUCACAGUCUUAAAGGUCUCUAUGGUGCUUGUGUCAGCAUUUCAGCUGGCUUCAGGAGCACCUUGAGUUCACUGGGGUCUGAUGGUUGAUUGGCUAUCAGACAAUUAACCUUUUUCUACUGCCUUAGCUUUGCUGAAAACAUAUUUAUCAGAAUGGCAAUCAAGUGUAGCAGAAGAUAAUUUACAGGCCAUGUUGAGAUGUCCCCAGAAGCACUUCAUCUUAUAGAAAGCUUGUCCACUAUAUCUAUAUGGAAUUUGAGGUAUGGAUUCAGGGGUAAACCAAUAAUGCAAACUGCUAUGUGCUUGAAAGAUGAAGCACCACUUUGCCUAUGCAAGACUAUAAUUAAUGUUGUAAUGUUAAAGAGAAGGCCAUAAUUUGGCUACUUAUUUACCCACGAUAAACUAAGAUUGUAUGUCCAUGUUACACAAAUCAAAAAUGUCAGCAUGACAGUAAUAUUGUUAGUUAGUAUUAUAUAAAUACAUGAUUUUAGUUUUUUUUACACACCAUCUCACACACUUCUCAGACAUUCCAUUUGAUAGUCUUAUUUUAAUGCAUGGCAUUCCACAUAAAAAAAAAACAAACAAAAAAGCAGAUAGACAGUGCAUACAUUACUUAUGCUUUAGUUGCACUUAGAGAUUUAACGAUUUUCUGACCUGUAUAACAUUCCAUUGUUUUGCCUUAGUCUUAUUUAUGCUGUGUUC